UCUCCUAAUUGGGAUGUUGCCUAAAUGAGAUAUCACUGCCUUCUGAUAGAAACGCUGCUGCUCCAAUUGGACUGCCGCCUUCUUGUAGAGAUGCUGCUUCCCUAGUUGAGAUCCUGCCGCCAUAUACAAUUCCUGCCGCCUCCUAAGUUUCUGCCGCCACAUACAAUUUCUGCCGCCUCCUAACUUCUGCCGCCUCCCAGGUUUCUGCCGCCUCCUUAGAUCUUGCCGCCUCCUAAAUCCUGCCGCCUCCCAAGUUUCUGCCGCCUCUCAAUUCCUGCCGCCUCUCAAUUCCUGCCGCCUCUUAAUUCCUGCCGCCUCUUAAUUCCUGCCGCCUCUUAAUUCCUGCCGCCUCUCAAUUCCUGCCGCCUCUCAAUUCCUGCCGCCUCUCAAUUCCUGCCGCCUCUCAAUUCCUGCCGCCUCUCAAUUCCUGCCGCCUCCUAAGGUCCUGCCGCUCCAAUGAAUAUGUUGCCGCCAUCCAAUCAAGAUCCUGCCGCCAAAGAUGCUGCCGCCAUAGAAAAGUCCCGCCGCCAUAGAAAAUUCCCGCCGCCACAGAAAGAUCCUGCCGCCUAUUACAGCUAUUGCUGCCUAAUUGAAAUUCUGCCGCUCCUGAUUGAGACGCCGCCUCCCCUGCCGUCCCCUCAUCCAACUGUUGAUGCACCAGGUGAUCGCAGGCAAACAAUGCAAUUUUUUUACUUAUUUGCACAGCAUAGCCCCUUUCCGAUGCACAUGCGCGGUUCUUCAAGGGCUGUAGUCAGUGACUCACGAACCCUGUGACUGCGAACAUGUCUUGAUCACGUGACCAACAUCGUGCACAAUACAUAUAUGAGCGGCACCUCCUGCCGUGCUGCUACAUGACUCAAUCAACUCCUUGCUCAGCAAUCCCUAUCUGUAAAGAAAACAGGUGAAGCUUUCCUCAACUAUGGCUGAAAACUUGGACAACCACCGCGCUGUCCUUCCCGAGUCCGGGAAACGAAACAUACUUGUGACUAGUGCUCUUCCAUACGUGAAUAACGUGCCUCACUUGGGAAACAUAAUCGGGUCAGUGCUGUCGGGGGACACUUUUGCGAGGUACUGCAGAGGUCGCGGUCUGAACACUCUUUACAUUGGCGGAACGGAUGAGUAUGGCACUACAACAGAAGCGAAGCCGCUUGCUGAGAAGUGCACGCCGCAAGAACUUUGUGACAAGUAUCACGCCAUUCACGCUGAGAUCUAUCAGUGGUUUAACAUCAGUUUUGACAUAUUCGGGCGCACCACAACCCAGCUCCAGACAGACAUCACGCAAGACAUCUUCCUCAAGGUAAAAAAGAACGGUUUUUUACAAGAGCGCCUGACAACGCAGCUCUAUUGUCAGGAGCAUGGUUCGUUUCUUGCAGAUCGUUUUGUAGAAGGCGAGUGCCCUAUCUGUAGCUAUGAAGAUGCUCGUGGCGACCAAUGCGACCUCUGUGGCCAGCCCAUGGAACCUCUCAAUCUCAAGAACCCGCGAUGCAAAAUUGACGGCUCCACGCCCAUUACUAGGGAUACAAAACACAUCUUCUUGGAGCUGGAUAAGCUACAACCCGACAUUGAGGCUUUUUUCCAAGAAUCUGCAAAAACUGACUAUGACGACAAGGUCAUAUAUUCCUGGUUCGACGCUUGUAUUGGUUAUGUUUCCAUUACCGCCAAGUACACCGACCAGUGGGAGAAGUGGUGGCGGAGUGAGCAUGUCCAACUGCACCAAUUCAUUGGAAAAGACAACGUCGUCUUUCAUUCCGUCAUCUUCCCUGGUACUCAGAUUGGGACUGGAGAGACCUGGACGAAGCUGCACCACUUAUCGACAACAGACUAUCUAACAUAUGAAGGCGGGAAGUUCUCCAAAUCUCGGGGUGUUGGUGUAUUUGGUGAUUCAGCCCAGAAGACUGGCGUUGCUUCAGAUGACGCUUUUAUAAGCGCCAAUAAUAGUUCGCUUCUGAACAACUUUGGUAAUUUUGUCAAUCGUGUCCUAAAAUUUGUCAAUUCGCGGCACUACAACAACAUUGUGCCAGACUGGACGAAGUACUCUGACGCAUCCCUCGAUACUUGGAAACAAGACAUCAAUAGCCUGCUGGCACAGUACAUCCGCGAACUCGAUGCUGUUAAAACCCGUUCUGCCUUGUCUACUGUCCUCCAUGUCUCCCAACAAGGCAACGCCUUCCUCCAGUCAAACAAAUUGGACAACAGUCUCGCUUUGAACGAGCCUGACAAAUGUGCUGCUGUUAUUGGUCUCGCCAUCAACUUGAUUCAUCUUCUUGCCGCCAUCGUGGCUCCCUACAUGCCAGAUACUGCUAGAUCAAUCAACGCGCAGCUUCGCAUGGAACCGUCUCCAAUCCCUGACCGCUGGUCCGCGGAUUCGAUCCAGCCUGGCCAUGAGAUUGGGAAAGCAGAAUAUCUAUUCAGUCGCAUCAAACCUGAGAAAGCUGAGGAGUGGCGGAAAGCUUUUGGUAGUGAUGAGCGAAGAAAGUAA
Periconia digitata is the source of this 2479-nucleotide messenger RNA. Lineage: Eukaryota; Fungi; Ascomycota; Dothideomycetes; Pleosporales; Periconiaceae. The record is from the annotation of a GenBank genome assembly.